This is a messenger RNA of Arachis ipaensis, 1298 nucleotides long. Lineage: Eukaryota; Viridiplantae; Streptophyta; Magnoliopsida; Fabales; Fabaceae. The record is from RefSeq and is a predicted model, not a curated record.
UAUCUUAUCCUGGAUAUCACUACAACCAGUCAAACCACCAACUUCCUUCACUUCACAGUUCACACUGACCGGCCGGUUAUAGAAACCAGAAUAUCUAAAACCCAAAAAAUUAUAAAGAAAAGAGAAUAUGGCGUUCUCAGCGUCGUUCUGGUCUUCGCUAAUUCCUCCAAACAGAGGAUUUUGUUUUGCUAGAGCACCUCCCGCCAAUCAAAAACCGACGACCAAACAGCAUCCACUCACAACUGCAUUUGCCAUUGACCCGCUCUCGACUGCAACCGCGGCCGAAGUAACCGGUGCAAUUGACGGGACGACGAUCGCCGUGAUCGGCGGGGGAUCGGUGGCUGCGCUGGCGGCUGUGCUGUCGCUUUCGGACCCUGAGAGGCGGCGGAAGGAGCAGGCGGAGGUGGUUGGAGGGGGCGACAAGGAGGUUGUGAGGGAAUACUUCAACAACACGGGAUUCCAGAGGUGGAAGAAGAUCUACGGUGACACGGAAGACGUGAACCGGGUUCAGUUGGACAUAAGGUUGGGGCACUCGAAGACGGUGGAGAGCACGCUUAUGAUGUUGAAGGACGAAGGGUCGCUGGAAGGUGUGACGGUGUGUGACGCCGGUUGCGGCACCGGUUCCCUUGCGAUUCCGCUGGCCAAGGAGGGUGCCAUUGUUUCCGCCAGCGAUAUCUCCGCUGCUAUGGUUGCUGAAGCUGAGAAACAGGCAAAAGAACAACUUGGAUCAAGUGAAGAUAGUGUAUCCCCUGCAGCUGCGAUGCCGAAAUUUGUGGUGAAAGAUUUGGAAAGCUUAGAUGGCAAGUAUGACACGGUGGUGUGCCUGGAUGUUUUGAUUCACUAUCCGCAAAAUAAGGCAGACGGCAUGAUUGCUCACCUUGCAUCAUUGGCCAGCAACCGGUUGAUUCUGAGUUUUGCUCCAAAGACAUUCUAUUAUGAUCUGCUAAAGAGGAUUGGAGAGUUGUUCCCCGGACCUUCAAAGGCAACAAGGGCAUAUCUUCAUUCGGAGGCAGAUGUAGAGAGGGCAUUGCAAAAGGUUGGCUGGAAGAUAAGGAAGAGAGGCUUAAUCACCACUCAGUUUUACUUUGCUAAGCUUGUCGAGGCUGUUCCUAUGUAGUGAUCCUUGGAAGGUGAGUUUUCGAUGACAUAAUCUAUUUUUGUUUAGAGGGAAUUCCUUAUGUAAAUUGUAAGGCCUUUUUCUUUUUAACUUUUUUUUUUCUUUUUUCAGUGCCAUUGUAUGCUUUGAACAGCUCUCUGCAUAUAAUUCGAUUAUACAAUAUAUUUUUUCUUUUUUCUCA